Nicotiana attenuata is the source of this 868-nucleotide messenger RNA. Its product is annotated as protein trichome birefringence-like 42. NCBI's taxonomy places the organism in Eukaryota, Viridiplantae, Streptophyta, Magnoliopsida, Solanales, Solanaceae. Bases 1 to 840 code for a protein of 279 amino acids. The record is from RefSeq and is a predicted model, not a curated record. Gene Ontology annotation, molecular function: O-acetyltransferase activity. Gene Ontology annotation, cellular component: Golgi apparatus. The transcript is spliced from 5 exons.
AUGCGUGAUGAUGACGCACGUGAAGAUGACAGCAUUUCCCGGUUCAAUGGCGAAGAUCUUAUGCAAAAAUUGAGAGGCAAAAGCUUCAUGUUUGUGGGUGAUUCCUUGAGCAAUAAUCAAUGGCAAUCACUAGCAUGCAUGCUUCACGCUGCAGUUCCGAAUUCUAAUUACACAUUUGACAGAACAAGAAAUCGUUCCGUUCUCUCAUUCCCGGAGUUUGAGUUCACGGUCACAUUCUUGAAAAAUGGAUUUCUCGUUGACCUAGUGGUCGAGGAAGCAGGUCGAGUUCUCAAACUCGACUCUCUCAGCAGGAGCUACCAGUGGAAAGGAGUCGAUUUCUUAAUCUUCAACAGCUACCAUUGGUGGAUACAUACCGGCAGCCUACAAACAUGGGACUAUUUUCAAGUUGGUGACAAGAUCUACAAGGAGACUGACCAUAUGGAAGCAUACAAGAUUGCUUUGACUACUUGGGGCAAUUGGAUUGAUUCCAACAUUGAUCCUGCUAUGACCAAAGUGUUCUUCCAAGGAAUUUCUGCUGUUCAUUAUCAUGGCAAGGACUGGAAUGAACCAAUGGUGCAGGACUGCAGUGGACAAACAAAACCAAUAGAGGGUUCAAAUUAUCCAGGAGACAGAUAUCCAGGAGAGGCAGUGGUGAAGAAUGUACUAAGUAACAUGACAAAAUCUGUCUAUUUACUUGAUAUUGCACUGCUUACACAACUGCGAAAAGAUGGACAUCCAUCAAGAUAUGCGAAUGGCGAAACCGAUUGCAGUCACUGGUGUGUAGCUGGAGUUCCAGAUGCUUGGAAUGAACUAUUGUACACAAUCUUGCUCCAGAAAUAAUUUCUGAAGCUAGUGUAUUCUUCUUUCU